UACCUUUAUUUGUUUGGGAACUGUCAAAUUCUAUCGGUGCUUCUCUAUUUCUCUCUGCCCAACUCUCUCUGAUCUGUUGGAGAGAGAUUUGGAAGAGAUUGUUUGAAUUCGAGCUCAGUAUGCUGGUUUUGGGGAAUCAGAUAAGUGAUAUUGUUCCGUUUACAGGCAACGGUGGAUACAAUCUUUGGCUACUUUCUGAAGGAGACUUAUCAAGUAUCAGAAGAUCCUCAGUACAGCUGGUGCAGUUUUGCUAGCAUUGCCUAUGCUAUCUGUUGUGAUAGACAGUAUGGGCUUACUCUGCAGCAAACACCCACAUCUCAGUGAAGCUGAUGCUGAAGAAAAUGCUCAGGCUGCAGAAAUUGAGAGGCGUAUUGCUCAAGAAACAAAGGCUGAAAAGCACAUACAGAAACUUCUACUGCUUGGGGCUGGAGAAUCGGGGAAGUCUACAAUUUUUAAGCAGAUAAAACUUUUGUUUCAGACUGGCUUUGACGAGGCAGAGCUAAAGAGCUAUAUACCAGUCAUCCAUGCCAAUGUGUAUCAGACAAUUAAAAUUCUGCAUGAUGGCUCAAAGGAAUUUGCACAAAAUGAAGAAGAUUCGUCAAAAUACAUUUUAUCAGUUGAAAAUAAGGAUAUCGGAGAGAAGCUAUCAGAAAUAGGAGGCAGGUUGGACUAUCCACGCUUGACCAUAGAGCUUGCACAGGAGAUAGAAACUUUGUGGAAAGAUUCUGCAAUUCAGGAAACUUAUACUCGUGGAAAUGAACUUCAAGUUCCAGAUUGUGCUCACUAUUUCAUGGAGAAUUUGCCAAGAUUAUCUGAUGUGAAUUAUGUCCCAACAAAGGAGGAUGUUCUGAAUGCCAGAGUGCGGACAACUGGUGUUGUAGAAAUUCAGUUUAGUCCUGUUGGAGAGAAUAAGAAAAGUGGUGAAGUUUAUAGACUCUUUGAUGUUGGAGGCCAGAGAAAUGAGAGAAGAAAAUGGAUCCAUCUAUUCGAAGGAGUUACAGCUGUAAUUUUCUGUGCUGCUAUUAGCGAGUACGAUCAGACGCUCUUCGAGGAUGAAAACAAGAACAGAAUGAUGGAGACCAAGGAACUCUUUGAUUGGGUCCUGAAGCAACCAUGUUUUGAGAAAACAUCCUUCAUGCUAUUCCUCAACAAGUUUGAUAUAUUUGAGAAGAAGGUUCUGAAGGUACCACUAAAUGUCUGCGAGUGGUUCAAAGAUUACCAGCCAAUGUCAACAGGGAAGCAAGAGAUUGAGCAUGCAUAUGAAUUUGUGAAGAAGAAAUUUGAGGAACUAUAUUUUCAGAGCACUGCACCGGAUCGUGUGGAUCGGGUGUUCAAAAUUUAUAGGACCACUGCUCUUGAUCAGAAACUUGUUAAGAAAACGUUCAAACUGGUAGAUGAAACUUUGAGGAGGCGAAAUCUUUUUGAGGCUGGUCUAUUGUGACCUUGGAGCAAUACGGGGGAGGAAAUCAUAUUUAGAGAGCUUGAUCAGAUUUUAGCCACUGAAGUUCUCUGAUUUUUUGCCAUAUUGGGAGGUAUGUCAAGCUGCACAUCAUUUUGGGAUGCCAUGAAUUUAUUUUCUUGGGAAGAAGCAGCAUUUUCUUCACGAAUUCUGAGUUAGCUGCUCUGAUUUGUCUCUGGAGAAACCUUCUCCCAAUAUCUUCAGGCUUUAUGCUUUGGGGAACUGUUAUUGGGUUGAAUGCGUGAGACUUCAUAUUCUUUGAUCCUUUUUAGUUGUGAAAACUGAAGACUGUCAUCCCAUUACGCCUAAACGGCUUUUACAAGAGCUCAGACAUGAUCAUGUUGGUACAUUAUUUGGGGUUUUUUUUUUUUUUAGCAGGGAGGGGGGGGGGGUGUGGGACUUUCACCUCCCAAAUUUCUGUUCGGGAUAUUUUCUGCCUGAUUGCAUAAGCUAUUGGGAUUUUCUGGUAUACCAUACCUUAUAAACUUGUGCAAAGAUCUUUAU
Molecule: messenger RNA, 1963 nt
Organism: Telopea speciosissima
Lineage: Eukaryota; Viridiplantae; Streptophyta; Magnoliopsida; Proteales; Proteaceae
Product: guanine nucleotide-binding protein alpha-1 subunit
Exons: 14
Coding region: 263-1441 (392 amino acids)
Biological process (GO): adenylate cyclase-modulating G protein-coupled receptor signaling pathway
Cellular component (GO): heterotrimeric G-protein complex
Molecular function (GO): G protein-coupled receptor binding; GTPase activity; guanyl nucleotide binding
Source: RefSeq, a predicted model, not a curated record